GAACAGCCAGCCAAAGAGAAGCCCGUGUAUGAUGAAACGAAUGACGCUGUUUACCACGUUGUGCACGGACCCUUUGUCAAACCCCAGGAGUACAGAGGGUUAGUAGGAGUUUUAAACCCAACGGGCGUCGAUUUUGACUAUGACAUCGUGGCGCCUGAGGGCUCCAAGGUGGCGCUUAGACUCCUGAGGCUCGAGCUCGAAUCUUGCUGUGACUACAUAAACAUUAGCAACGGCGAUGGGACCACUAGAAGUGUCUUCUACUAUGGCCACGUAGUCGCAGCACACUUCAAACUCGGCUCUCAAAACCCGAAUGGCGAUUCGAGACCCAGUCGGGGCCACGAGUUGGUAUUCGAAAUCUGUUUCAGAAGUGUCUUCUACUAUGGCCACGUAGUCGCAGCACACUUCAAACUCGGCUCUCAAAACCCGGAUGGCGAUUCGAGACCCAGUCGGGGCCACGAGUUGGUAUUCGAAAUCUGUUUCAGAAACCCUAGCCUCACGGUGUCAAUGCUAGAGCUGCUGACAACUAGGUCAUAUCCACAGUCUCUGGUUGGCACAGAGCUGGGGUAUGUGUUUGGGAACCCUGGACUGGAUAUGAAUCCGUGGUCAGAAGAAUUGAAAAUGACCUCGGAAGUGAAUUUUCACAAACCAAGGCUGAAAAUAUCUCCAACACUGCCCGAAGAUAUCGAAAAUUUCUUGGAGGUUCAGCUAAAAAUUGAACGCAAUUCACUAAUGGUGAAUCCUAAAAUUAUUCGAAAAUGGAAAAAGGCAGACUCACAUCGGCAGGUCGGAAUCAUGGAUGGAAACAUAAUCACAGCAGACUUCAAAGUCUGCUCUGAGAAACCGCAGGGCAAUUCUGGCACCGUGAGGUACCACAAGUUGGUAGUCGAGAAGGACAUUGAUGGGAUAUUGCAGAGGAUGAAAUGGAGACAUAAUGACACCAAAUUGUUUCCCUGGCACAUGUUGCACCGUUUGCUUGACCAUGUCAUCGGGGUUCUUGGAAUCCGUCCACACUUCACCUGUCGCCACGUUGACCCUAAUGACCUGUUUUUUCAAGUCAGCGUUUUCUGGUUUCUCCUUUGGUGCAUCAACCUGACCUGCAAUAAAGGAAGACUUGAUGUUUUGGAGUUGUUGUGA
Notodromas monacha is the source of this 1134-nucleotide messenger RNA. The record is from the annotation of a GenBank genome assembly. NCBI's taxonomy places the organism in Eukaryota, Metazoa, Arthropoda, Ostracoda, Podocopida, Cyprididae.